AUGACGAGGAAGAAGGUUAAGCUUGCUUAUAUCACCAACGAUUCAGCAAGGAAAGCCACCGACAAGAACAGAAUGAAGGGUUUGACAAAAAAAAUGAGUGAAAUGAGAACCCUUUAUGGGGUUGACACUUGUGCUAUCAUGUACAGUCCAUAUAAGUCCCAACCCGAGGUUUGGCCUUUCUCUAUUGGAUUCCAACAAGUUCUUUCCAAGCUCGAAAUGAUCCCUGAGAUGGAGAAAAGCAAGAAUAUGUUGGACCAAAAGACUUUCCUCUCCCAAAAGAUCACCAAAGUAGUUGAGCAGCUAAAAAACCAUUGUAAGGAAAACUGGGAAAAGGAGAUAACCCAGGUCAUUUUCAAUAACAUUUGUGGCAAAGGGGUAAUCCAUGGUUUGAACUUUGGGGCCUUGAGUGAUAUCAACUUGUUUCUCGAUAAAAAAAAUGAGUGA
Messenger RNA from Gossypium raimondii (Peruvian cotton), 444 nucleotides. Its product is annotated as agamous-like MADS-box protein AGL80. Gene Ontology annotation, molecular function: DNA-binding transcription factor activity, RNA polymerase II-specific; protein dimerization activity; cis-regulatory region sequence-specific DNA binding. The transcript has a single exon. Gene Ontology annotation, biological process: positive regulation of transcription by RNA polymerase II. The record is from RefSeq and is a predicted model, not a curated record. The coding region runs from base 1 to 444 and encodes 147 amino acids. Lineage: Eukaryota; Viridiplantae; Streptophyta; Magnoliopsida; Malvales; Malvaceae.